AUGGUGAGCAAGGCGGAGAUGGGGGAGCUGAGGGCGGCGGAGAAGUCGUCCACCUUCUCGGUGACCUGCAGCCGCCUCAGACGGUACCUCAAGGAGAAGGGCAGCCUCGGGGAUCUGAGCCUCAGCCUCUCGGCCGCCGCCGGCGACAGAUCCGCCGCGGCUGCGGCGACGGCGGCGCCCCCCAUCGGAGGCAUCGGUAAGAACCUAUCCGCUCUCUGUCUGUCUGUCUCUCUUAGUCUUCCUGUGUAUGCACGUAUCUGCGGAUGAUUCGGUUCGGUUAUUAUUUUCCUGUCUCUCGAUUUCUCCUGCGGUUUGAAUUUGUGUGGCGCAUGAUCCGUUUUCCGAUGGUUGCAAUGGAAAUUGGAUGUUCUGAUGGAUUAGGACGGCGCUACACCGGUUUGGGAUUAUUUUCCGUCUGUUGAUUCUGGCGCGGACCAGGAAUUGGCUGUUUCUUUUCGUGCCGCUCAGUUUGAAUGAUCAUUUUUUCUCCCUGAACGUAGAUAUCCGAUCUGGAAUGAAAAAUUGAUCCUCUCCUGGAACAAAACCCUAAUUCCACCCCAACGACCGCUCCUGAUUCAAACAGUUUGGGAGAUCAGGAGCUUACGUCCCCCGGUGCCUUGUUCCUCGUGUAUCAAACGCUCAAAUCCGCACGAGUAGUGUAAUAGACGGCUGUGGAAUUUGGUCUUUCGAAGGACUAUCUAUGCUGGCCACCUGAAUCGACCUUCGGAGUCCCUCUGGUCUGGUCUGCUCCCGUGAAUCAUCAGACGUCUACCGAAAACGGGCCGAUUUCUCACCGCUCUUCGUCCUCCUGUUCUAUCAGCUCUUCAAAUCUUCAAACGCCGGUCCUGAUUCUUCUUUCGUCUCUAGAAAAAUUUAAGCCGGAGGCUCUGCAGACCAUGAAUCUUAUGCCUGGUGUGGAGGUCUCGGGCGAGGACGACGAGCGGAAGGGCCACACGCCGUCGAUGGACGUCAUCCCCCAGUCCGGCGGCGCCGUCGCGUCCUCCGAUAGGAAGGCCGACGAGACAAGGUUCCCAUCAGCCCUCUCCUUCUUCAAAAUCUGGUUUGGAAAAUUGAGCAGCUCCAUGAACGAACGAUCUUCAACAUCUUAUUGCAGGGAAGAUCAGAAGGGGCAGAUGACGAUAUUCUAUGCGGGGAGGGUCGUCGUCUUCGACAACUUCCCUGCGGGGAAGGCCGGAGAGCUGAUGGUUAUGGCGAAACAGAGCUGUCCCGCAGCCACCCAGCGCGUCCGAGUCGAAGCUCCUGCACCAGUGCUGCCACGGCCCAACAUUGGCCCAUCGCCGGCCUCCACCUCUGAAGCUGCGGCCGCCACGGCUGCUCCGGUUGCAGCGCAGGUAGCCCCCCAGAAGCCACCGCAAGCAGCUGGCUCAGGUAAUUCUCUCUCGAUUUCUUGUGAUGUCUUGAAGUGGAUAGAUCGAGGACAGAAAAAAAACAAGAGAGAUCUGCGAUUACACCCAUUCAUCUCGAGCUGAAUGAUCCUAUUGAGGGUAUCGGAGCUUCAGAUUCUCGAUAGAGUCGGCCAUGGUCGAUCUGUAAACCUGUUAGAUUGUGCUCAUGGUGGAUCGAUCGAUGAAUUGUGGGUACUCUUCCUUGCAGAUCUUCCCAUCGCGAGAAGGGUUUCGCUCCACCGAUUCCUGGAGAAAAGGAAAGACAGGUUAGUGAACGACCUUCCGCCCCCCCCCCCCUUGCUGCCAUCAUAUUCUCCGACGAUCUUUCAAUUCAGUUCAUCGACUCAUCUAAGGAAAUUCUCCUCCUCCGCAGGAUCAUCUCCAAGGCGCCGUACCCGGUGAGCGGGUCAUCGGCGGCCGGCAAGCCGGAGGAUGGCGGGAAGUGGCUCGGCCUGGCGGCGCCGCCGGUUCCGCCGUCCGGGGAGCUCCGCCUGCAGGGGUAG
Spirodela intermedia is the source of this 1909-nucleotide messenger RNA. The record is from the annotation of a GenBank genome assembly. Lineage: Eukaryota; Viridiplantae; Streptophyta; Magnoliopsida; Alismatales; Araceae.